Lolium rigidum is the source of this 3531-nucleotide messenger RNA. RefSeq lists its product as uncharacterized. Gene Ontology annotation, molecular function: nucleotidyltransferase activity. The transcript has 9 exons. The record is from RefSeq and is a predicted model, not a curated record. The coding region runs from base 1 to 3264 and encodes 1087 amino acids. Lineage: Eukaryota; Viridiplantae; Streptophyta; Magnoliopsida; Poales; Poaceae.
AUGGCGGGCGGACUGCCGGCGCUGAUGGCGCGGGCCGUGCCUUCGCCCGCCGCGAUCCCGGCCGCCGCCAUGCCCGCCGCCGAGGUGGCGGCCGCCGAGGUCGUGCGCCGCGUGCACCCCACCGACGCCUCCGAGCGCCGCCGCGCCCAGGUCGUCGAAUACGCGCGCAGGAUCGUCGGCACCGCGCUAGGAUGCGAGGUCUUUCUAUUUGGUUCGGUUCCGUUGAAGACUUACCUUCCCGAUGGGGACAUUGAUCUAACUGUAAUUGGAAAUACAUCUCGCAAUAGUACUUUUAUUGAUGAUAUUUACUACAUCCUUGGGUCGGGGGAGCAGAACACUGACGCUGAAUUUGAAGUCAAGGACUUGGAACACAUCGAUGCAGAGGUCAGACUCAUUAAAUGCACUAUCGGAAAUAUUAUCGUCGACAUCUCAUUCAACCAAACUGGUGGAAUCUGUGCGCUCUGCUUCCUUGAGCUGGUUGACCGUAAAGUUGGGAAGAAUCAUCUAUUUAAAAGGAGCAUUAUAUUAAUCAAGGCAUGGUGUUAUUAUGAGAGUCGCCUACUAGGAGCUCAUCAUGGGCUUAUAUCCACUUAUGCAUUGGAAAUACUUAUCCUAUACAUCUUCAAUCUAUUCCACAAAUCUCUCCAUGGUCCCCUGGAGGUUUUGUAUAGGUUUCUGGAAUAUUUUAGCAAGUUUGACUGGGACAACUAUUGCAUAAGUUUAAAUGGACCUGUCGCUGUGUCGUCUUUGCCUAACCUAAUUGUUGAAGGUACAAAUGUACCUGGUGAUGACUUGCUAUUUGACAAAGAGUUCCUUGAGGAAUCAGUGGAAAAAGCAUUUGUACAGCCAAGAAACUUUGAUGCACGCUGUACCAAAUUCCGUGUGAAACAUCUAAACAUAAUUGAUCCACUGAAGGAGUGCAACAAUCUUGGCAGAAGUGUGAACAGAGCUAAUUUCAAUCGUAUUCGAACCGCAUUCUCGUUUGGCGCUCGGAAGCUUGGUCAAAUUCUUAUGUUACAGCCAGAACAUAUUCCUGGUGAUAUUUUUGUAUUUUUUAAAAACACUUUGGAGAGGAAUGAAAGCGGGGUAAGGGCAGAUAGUGCCCAUGUUGGUGCAUCUCAUUCUCAGCCCUUCCUUGAUUCCAGCAAGCAACUUGUGGGUGAUCUGUCAUGCAUGCAUAUUUCUUCCAAGAAGGACCAGAACUUAAGUCCUCUUUGUGUUGCGAAGAGCUUGGCUAAGAACAGAUCAAGUGUCAAAGUAAACGUGCCUACACAGGGUGGAUGUUUUCCGGGAGAUGAAUCGUUGGCACCAAGGAUUGAUUUAAGUGCAAGGUCAUCCCACUGUGUCCAUGAUAAACCAAAGAAACCCUCAUAUGUUUUUCACGAAUAUAGAAAUGGUGCCAGUGAACAGUACUAUGCGGGCCAUGAAAUGGAAGGACAGGUAUCUCGCCUUACAGCUGAAACCUCUAUGGAUGAUAAAUCACUGAUUCAGCCACAUAUUCGUGCAAACUAUUCACCACGUAUAUUGAACUCUGCGGAUAGCAGUUAUUUGAGACUUCCAAAUCCUGGUCCAGUGAACAAGAAAAAAUUGAAUGGAAUUUCUCUCCAUGUGGAAAAACACCAUCUUCCUCCACUCUCACUGUUGAACUUGCCUGAUCUAUCAGGUGAUUUGGAAUCGCAGUUGAGAUGCCUCCGUCAAGUUCAGUACAACUUAGAAUACUUGUUUGAUGAACUUUUGCAGUCUGUGAAAGAAGCAUCUUCUGACGGUAAUGUUGACCAGGAUUUGUUUGACAUUCUGAAUCGUAGCAUCCUGUUAAGUACUGAUAUGACGCUGCCAGGGCUGAUGUUACCCUCAUAUACUGAAACUGAUGGAAGGAAAUUAUCUCCAGUUUCUUCUCAUAGCACUGAAGUUUCACAGCAAUCACAGGAUGAGGACCACUGGGGUGCGGUCUUUGAUCUCAAUGCCUGUGGAAUAGAUGUUCCAUCAAAUGGAUUGUCUCCGUCUUAUUUUGCUGAUUCAGAUAUUUCUGUUUCUUGGUGCCCUACUUUGGAGGCUGUACCAACUAUGCAUGGAACUGGCCUAUAUACUCGUGAGAAGCAUAUAGCAUCUAUAAGAGAGAAUGGAAAGACACUGAUCAAUCAAUCAGUAAAGACUAAAAACAGCCAUGCCGCGGUUCCGAAACGAAGUUUUGUUCCUUACAAGGAACAACUAGCGCCAGAUAGUGUGACCAAUGGAGUUAGGAUAAGUCAGCCAUUGAGAAUUGAUAAUGGUCUAAAUGGAUAUAACUGCUCAGGCAGGGAGAUGAUUGAAAAGCACAAUGGUCAGACUCAAAACGGAUGUGUCAAACCUCACUAUGAAGCAAGGCAUGUACAAAGGUACUAUGGGGAUGUCUGCUCGAACAAAAGCUUCUUGCAGAAGCAAAACUACAAUACUGGUAGGGAGUGUGUACGACCAGCUAGUGCAGAACAUCAGCAACCUGAAGUUCAGGGUACUCCAGAUGUGGGCGCAUACUUAAACAAUACCUUGGCCGGAAAGCAAAUCUACGACACUCAUAAAGGGCAUAACAUACUCAACCAGUCAAUGCAUCGAAGGCUAACUUCUGAGCCAUUAAGACCUCAAAGUAACGUACAGAGCAGGGGUUUCUCGAAGAAGAACCCGGCUACAAAAAUAAAUUGUGAUAAUCGCAGUGAGCACCUAUCUUCUGUAAGAGGAACAAGGCAUGUACCGAAUGGCCAAGUUGUGAACAUUCCAAAUGGUUCAGUAAAGGAGGUUAAACUGAACGAAGGAGUGAUUGCAAAUGGAAGUAAACCAAGGCCAUUAUUGACAAAUAUUGUUAUUCCUCAUGAUAGCAGGAAUAGCCAACGGAUGCUUCUGGCAUCUAGUACUUCUCGCCCCUUUUUCCCUGCCAGAAAAGGAUAUUCUCAACCUGGAGCCUUGAAUACAGAACCAGAUAGGAUUAUUGAGUUUGGUUCUUUCGGGCCUUUUUCACUGACAUCUCCCUCACCAAAGGCAGACAAGGCUCCCAGCACACCCUCCAGUAGUAAGGCAUCUGCAGAUUCUGCAUCGGUGUUAUCAAGCAAUGGCUCUGCAUCGGUGUUACCAAGCAAUGGCUCUGCAUCGGUGUUACCAAGCAAUGGCUCUGCAUCGGUGUUACCAAGCAAUGGAGCCGGUUCGACCCAAAGCAGGUCGUCAGGAUUUUACAGAAUAGAAGAUGAAGAUCAGUUCCCACCUCUCCAUGCCAGGACCCGGAAAGACUUACAGUAGCAUACAGAUGGUUCAUCUGAUCAUCAUAUAAGUAGCAGCAAAAGAAGAGUUAACCAGUUGAUCUUGUGCACAAGUAUGACCAUCGUCAUAGCAUACAUCAACCUUGUAAAGUUUCGUUGACGCAUUGCGUUUCUAACUGUUUAUAGUUACAGAAAAAAGAAGAUUUUAGGAUCAAGGACUAAUUAUACAGUUGUAGUUUCUGUUCUCUCAGACUUACAAAUGAUUGAAAUCAAGGGAAGAUAUACCUAUCAAAGCCUUCCAGUUCCA